Messenger RNA from Piliocolobus tephrosceles (Ugandan red Colobus), 984 nucleotides. It is a transcript of the gene HACD1, whose product is annotated as 3-hydroxyacyl-CoA dehydratase 1. Lineage: Eukaryota; Metazoa; Chordata; Mammalia; Primates; Cercopithecidae. Gene Ontology annotation, biological process: sphingolipid biosynthetic process; very long-chain fatty acid biosynthetic process; fatty acid elongation. The transcript has 7 exons. Gene Ontology annotation, molecular function: 3-hydroxyacyl-CoA dehydratase activity. The record is from RefSeq and is a predicted model, not a curated record. The coding region runs from base 27 to 893 and encodes 288 amino acids. Gene Ontology annotation, cellular component: endoplasmic reticulum membrane.
UCCGCGGAGCCCCCUGCGCGUGGCACAUGGGGCGCCUGACUGAGGCGGCGGCAGCGGGCAGCGGCGCUGGGGCUGCGCGCUGGGCAGGGUCCCCUCCCACGCUCCUGCUGAUCUCUCCCACGUCCCCCGGGUGCACGGCCACCAUGGCGUCCAGCGACGAGGACGGCACCAACGGCGGCGCCUCGGAGGCCGGCGAAGACCGGGAGGCCCCCUGCAAGCGGAGGCGCCUCGGGCUCUUGGCCACUGCCUGGCUCACCUUCUACAACAUCGCCAUGACCGCGGGGUGGUUGGUUCUAGCUAUUGCCAUGGUACGUUUUUAUAUGGAAAAAGGAACACACAGAGGUUUAUAUAAAAGUGUUCAGAAGACACUUAAAUUUUUCCAGACAUUUGCUUUGCUUGAGAUAGUUCACUGUUUAAUUGGAAUUGUACCUACUUCUGUGCUUGUGACUGGGGUCCAAGUGAGUUCAAGAAUCUUUAUGGUGUGGCUCAUUACUCACAGUAUAAAACCAAUCCAGAAUGAGGAGAGUGUGGUGCUUUUUCUGGUCGCGUGGACUGUGACAGAGAUCACUCGUUAUUCCUUCUACACAUUCAGCCUUCUUGACCACUUGCCAUACUUCAUUAAAUGGGCCAGAUAUAAUUUUUUUAUCAUCUUAUAUCCUGUCGGAGUUGCUGGUGAACUUCUUACAAUAUAUGCUGCCUUGCCAUACGUGAAGAAAACAGGAAUGUUUUCGAUAAGACUUCCUAACAAAUACAAUGUCUCUUUUGACUACUAUUAUUUUCUUCUUAUAACCAUGGCCUCAUAUAUACCUUUGUUUCCACAACUCUAUUUUCAUAUGUUACGUCAAAGAAGAAAGGUGCUUCAUGGAGAGGUGAUUGUAGAAAAGGAUGAUUAAAUGAUCUCUGCAAACAAGGUGCUUUUUCCAGAAUAACCAAGAUUACCUGAGUCCAAGUUUUAGUAACAAGAAUAAACAACUUUGUGAAAUA